Trichomonas vaginalis G3 is the source of this 1761-nucleotide messenger RNA. Its product is annotated as jouberin family. Gene Ontology annotation, molecular function: protein binding. NCBI's taxonomy places the organism in Eukaryota, Parabasalia, Trichomonadida, Trichomonadidae. Gene Ontology annotation, cellular component: ciliary basal body. The record is from RefSeq and is a predicted model, not a curated record. The transcript has a single exon. Gene Ontology annotation, biological process: motile cilium assembly. The coding region runs from base 1 to 1761 and encodes 586 amino acids.
AUGGAAGGUCCUAAAAUCUUUACUAUCAACGUAAUUGGAAGCACAGAUUUGGACCUAGAGCGUCCAAUGGUUAGUAUUGGAUGCCGAGUAUCAAUUGUUGAUAUUAUGACAGGUCAAUUAAUUCGAAAAACAUCAGAUUCUGGACAAGCUGGAGAAAAAUCUUCAAGAGCAGUUGUAUCAGCAUACGAAUCAACAGAUUAUAUCGCUCCAAUGACAACAAAACCAGUUCCUAUUAUUGAUAUUGCUCAAUUAGCUCCUUUUUGGGAUGAAUCUUUCAGAUAUAACGAACUUGUGGACAGUUUAAUUACAGAACAUGUUGUGAUCUUCUUUGAAAUCCUUGGUUUUGAUUUACAGCCACAUAUGGAUCAUUUUACUCCGUUAUGUUGGGCUUUCUUAAGACCUCGUGCAGCAGAUGGUAAACCAAACGUAGAUUUUAUGUGCAGGUUACAAUUACAUAGUUAUCCUAAAGACUUUAACCCUCAAAUCAUUGGUGCCAAUGUUCCAGUAUCACAAUUACUUGCAGGAAGGAACAAAAUACCAGGAUACCUAACAAUAGAAAUCAAAUACAAUGAACCAGAAGAUCAAUACGAUGUUACAGGACGUCCAAAGCAUUUCUUCCAUCGUGAAGUUGGUAAUGAAGAUAUUAACAAGCUUAUUCAACGUGAUACUACAACAACAGAAGGUGAGACUGCAGGUACAGAAGAAUCCAAACGCAAGUUUGUCAAGAAAAUCAGACCUACAAACAGAAAUUGCACGAUUCCUCGUGCACUUGCUGGCCUUGUUCCUAUCGGAGAACAUGGUGCUCAUGCUCUCACGUUCAAUCGCAAUGGAGAUCUCCUUGCUGCUGCUGUUCAGAUCGGAAGUGCUUACUCAAUUCAGUUAUUCUCAGUUUACGAUUUCACAAAACCACCAAUUACAAUCAAGAAUGCUCACCUAGGACUUAUUUACGAAUUACAAUUCGAUACUUCAGAUACUCAUUUAUUAUCUGCUUCAGCAGAUGGAUCUGUUAAAGUUUGGUAUGGAUCUGGAUCAACAUUUACUCUAAAAUACACUUUACAACAUACAGAAUACGUUUAUACCGCUAAAUUCUAUCCAGAUGAGCCAAGAUGUAUCGCAACAGGCUGCCACGAUGGCAAAGUCAGAAUCUGGGAUGCACCAAAGAAGAAUGUUGUAGCUAUUUUAGAAGGAAACAAAGGAACAGUUAACUCAAUUACAUUUUCUCCAGAUGGAAAGACGCUUUACUCUGGUGACUCAUCAGGCCAGAUAUGCGUCUUUAAUACAGAUAUAAGAGGCGGAUCCAGACACGAUAUCGUCAGAAAGCUGAUCGCUAAAGAUGAAGAAAUCAAAGAUGUUCCGAUUACUCAUCUUUCAAUGGAAUUAUCGCCCUAUUCAUUGCUUGUUCAUACAAGGGAUAACGUCAUUAGAAUCUUUGAAACAAAAGUUAUGGUUCCUUCGCAAAGAUACACAGGAACAAUUUGUACAAAGUUUAAUAUUCCUUCCGUUUUCUCUCCUGAUUGUCAAUUCGUACUCGCGGGUUCUGAAGAUGGAACUGCAAAGGUAUGGGCAGCAAGAAAGGCAGAUAUUAUCGAAACUCCUGAAUGGAACUUCAAAUUUGAUUAUCCUGUUACUGCUGUUGCAUGGAAUCCUGUCGAAAAUAUGGUGGCAUUUUCAAGCUUCGGUCCAAAGCAGCCAAUCAUUAUUUUCAAGGAUCCGACACCUCUUCCUGAACAAGGUGAAGAUGAUGAUUUAGAUCAGUUCUAA